GUCACCGCCUCUGUCUUCUCCUCUCCGUGUCUCGCGCUGCCAGUCUCUCUCUCUCCCUCCUCCUCCUCCUCCUCCUCUUCCUCUCUUCCCUCCCUCAGUCCGUUUCAGAUUGAGAUUUAACAGCGCCUCGGAUCUUCAGCUGCCUCCGCCAUCGCUCGACAGGGCGCGAGAAGAACCCGGCGUUUUCAAAACCCACCCCCCCACCCCACAGCGGCGCGAGCCCCUCCGAAACGCCACGCUUCCUCCUUCUCUUCCUCUUCUUCCUCCUCCUCGUCCUCCUCUACUCUCUCUCACUCUCACUCUCCCUCUCUCCGCCACUUCCUUGCAUUUUUAAUGGAAAAUGGCGAUCCGCGCGCCGUCCUCGAGCGUCUUCUGCCUCGUCUGUGCGCAGACGGCGCUUCUCCUCCUCGCGCUGUCCUCGCCCGGAGCUGCCAUCCUCCGCUUCCCGCAGCACUACACGAUGAUGCACUGGGCGAGUCGUAUAGAGAAGGAGCUGGACAAAGUGCUGCCACAGGUCACUGGAGCUCAGCAGAUGAGAUCGAUUUACAGUGAAAAGAGGAGUCAGUUUGAUGUGAGGAGGAACUCGCCUAAGGAUCUGGUGGAAAGAGUGGCUCGAGACAUCGCCAAGCUGCUCAACAGCAAGCGGAAAGCCCUGGAGAGGCUUGCCAGAGAGGCAGAGCAGAUACAGACAGAGCACCCAUGGCAGGACGGCAUCAAGGAGAGUGAUAUACAGUACUACGACUCCAAGUCGGACUCCGAUUAUUCUGAAGAUGGCGACGAUGAGAACCUGAUGGAGAACCCAUACUCUCUUCCUCUGGAGUUUGUGGACGACCCCAACUUCAAAAACAAAGUCAACUACUCCUACACUGCGGUGCAGAUUCCAACCGACAUCUACAAGGGCUCUCCUACGAUUCUGAAUGAGCUGAACUGGACUCAAGCUCUGGAGCGAGUGUUUAUAGAUAACAGUCGAGAAGACCCCUCCCUUCGCUGGCAGGUGUUCGGAAGUGCCACUGGUGUCACUAGAUAUUACCCAGCUACUCCGUGGAGGGCGCCCAACAAGAUUGACCUGUACGAUGUGAGGAGACGACCUUGGUACAUCCAGGGCGCCUCUUCUCCUAAAGACAUGGUCAUCAUUGUAGAUGUGAGUGGCAGCGUCAGUGGACUGACUCUGAAACUGAUGAAGACUUCUGUGAUUGAGAUGCUGGACACACUGUCUGAUGAUGACUAUGUAAAUGUAGCUCAGUUUAAUGAAAAGGCAGACGCUGUGGUCUCAUGCUUUAAGACGCUGGUCCAGGCCAAUGUGAAGAACAAAAAGAUCUUCAAGGAGAAGGUGAUGAACAUGCAGGCGAAGGGGACGACCGACUACAAAUCUGGAUUUAAGUUUGCCUUUGAGCAGCUGCUGAAUGAGACCAGCGCUCCGAGGGCAAACUGCAAUAAGAUGAUAAUGAUGUUCACAGAUGGAGGAGAGGACCGAGCUCAAGAUAUUUUCGAGAAGUACAACUGGCCCAAUAAAACAGUUCGAGUUUUCACCUUCUCUGUAGGCCAGCACAACUAUGAUGUCACUCCACUGCAGUGGAUUGCUUGUGCCAACAAAGGAUACUAUUUUGAGAUCCCAUCUAUUGGAGCAAUCCGAAUCAACACCCAGGAGUAUCUGGAUGUUCUGGGUAGGCCCAUGGUGUUAGCUGGCAACCGGGCCAAACAGGUGCAGUGGACCAACGUCUACCAGGAUGCACUGGGUUUGGGCCUGGUCAUUACUGGGACGAUGCCAGUCUUCAAUCUUACCGCUGAUGGGGACUCUAAGAAUCAGCUCAUCCUGGGAGUCAUGGGCGUAGACGUUGCCCUGAGUGAAAUUCAGCAGCUCACACCGCGGUAUAAGCUUGGAGCCAAUGGUUACACGUUCGCCAUAGACCCUAAUGGCUACGUUCUUCUGCACCCAAACCUACAACCGAAGAUCAUUAACUUCAGAGAGCCAGUCACGCUUGACUUCCUAGAUGCAGAGCUGGCAGACAGCAACAAGGAGGAGAUCCGUCGGCAGAUGAUUGACGGCAGGCCCGGACAGAAGAAAAUCAAGACAUUGGUUAAGUCUGCUGACAAGCGUUACAUUGACCAGGUCAUGAGGACGUACAUAUGGACACCAGUGGAUGGCACAGACUACAGUCUCAGUUUGGUGCUGCCCACCUACAGUGAGAACCAUAUCAGAGCCAACCUCAGCGACCAGAUUCUGCAAGUCCAGUUAAAAGACACCACGGAUUUUGAAUCUCUGCUGCCAGUCACUUUUGAAUCAGAGGGACAUGUGUUGAUUGCCCCCAGGGAAUACUGCAAGGACCUGGAGCUGUCCAACAACAACACGGAGUUCCUGCACAACUUCAUCGCCCUGAUGGAGAAAGUCACACCGGACUCCAAACAAUGCGACAACUUCCUGCUGCACAACCUGAUCCUGGAUACGGGCAUCAUCAGACAGCUGGUGGACAAAGUGUGGAAAACGAAGGAUCUCAACACGUAUGGAUUUUUGGCCGUCUUUGCAGCUACAGAUGGAGGCAUCACUCGUAUUUUUCCAAAUAAGGCUGCUGAAUCCUGGGAAGAGGAUCCAGAGCCGUUUAAUGCCAGUUAUUAUCGCCGCAGUCUGGACAACAAGGGCUACAUCUUCAGAGCACCCUAUCGUAGCCCAAACGCUCUCCUACAGGACCAAGAGAAUGACACCAUCGGCAUCCUGGUCAGUACAGCGGUGGACAUUACAAUAGGGUCCAGAACCAUCAAACCCGCUGUGGUGGGUGUAAAGUUGGAUCUUGAGGCUUGGACUUCAAAAUUUAAGAUUCUUGCCAGCAACUACACAGACAGCAGUCGGCAGGGUCCUCAAAUGUGUGGACCCACCAGUGGCUGUGAGAUGGACUGUGAGGCUCAUGAGGACUUGCUGUGUUACCUGAUAGAUGAUGGUGGCUUCCUCAUCAUGUCCAAUCAGAUUAACGAUGUAAACAAGAUCGGCAUGUUCUUCAGUGAGGUGGACCCAGCCCUGAUGUACCUGCUCUAUAACAACUCCUUCUACUUCCGCAAGCAGUCAUUUGACUACCAAUCAGUGUGUGAGCCUGUUCCUAGCAGCAACACUGGGGCAGCUCCUAGAGGGGUCUUUGUGCCCACUAUUGCAGAUCUACUAAAUGUGGCCUGGUGGACAUCUGCAGCUGCCUGGUCUAUCUUCCAGCAGAUGCUUUAUGGAUUUGCCUACCACAGCUGGUUCAAUACAGAUAAAGUUGAAGCAGACAGCAUGGACUCCAGAGAAACCAGCUGUGUGACAGUGCAGACCCAGUUCUACUUUGGAAACAUUACCACUGGAUACAGCUUAGUGCAGGACUGUGACAACUGCUCCAGGUUGAUCCACGCAAAGAGAAUAAAUAACACCAACUUGCUGUUUGUGGUGGCUGAGAAGCUGCCCUGCAACACCUGCGACAUAGAGAAGCUGUCUCAGGAUGAAGUAGAAUUCAAGCAAGAAGAUCCCUGUCUGGACAUGCCACCAGCGCGGUAUAGAAAAGGACCCUCCACCUGUUUCGAUUACAACACUGCAGAGAACACAACAGACUGCGGGCGAGGACACUCCUUCCGCCCGUCCAUCCACACUUUACUCCUCCUCCAGCUCCCUCUCCUCUCUCUGGUGGCCCGCCCCCACGUUUUGCCUUUCUCCCUUUAACUUCCUCCUCUGCCUCUCUCCCCCUCCUCUCUGUAAUUCUGCAUUUCUCCUUUACCUCCCCUCGCUCUAGUCAUAGGUAUUAAAGGGACUUCCUGCUGCCCUUAAUAGGGAAGCCCGGCAUACUGCUUCAUCCACUUAGCUUCACAGGUUGUUGCUUAGUGACCGUUGCAGAACUUUUAUCGUCUCCUGCCAAUCAGCAGCUUUUUUGUGGGAGGAGCUAGAAGUUUCUUUGAGGAAGAAGAAGCUGAGGAAGUCCAUGACAAAUUUGGCCGUCUAGCGGUGCAGGAGCCGCGGUGGGAGAAAUGACCAGUGUCUAGGACCAACGUGGAAAAAAAUGGAAUGUUCCCUCUCUGCGCGACCUGCCGCUACGGACGCAGGGGGGGUUACGUUUUUGUCAGACUCUGCCUCAAGUCAUCCUCCUCAUCCUCAUCUUCAUCCCAUACAGGCCCGUGACUCAAGUUUCAGGGUCUGCCGCUUGCCUAAUUUAACGUGGGGCUACAGAACCGUCUGCCAUUUUUUAGCAACCAGUAAUCACAGAACUCUAAACAGCUAUUGAAAAAAAAUAUGAGUAACAACCUGUGAGUAUUUAAAGCAUACCUCCAUAUGUUAGGAUAAACCCAGAGAGGGAAGAUGAUAGAUGUUACUUAUGACAAAAUAUAAUUUGUUUAUUUAUGCACUAUAUCUACUUCUUGCCAAAAUGAGAUAGACUUGUUGCGUGGUCUUAUUUUUCUAGCCAAAUUAGGACGAGGAGAAAAAAAAAGGGGAGAAAACGACUUGCACAGUACAACGGCAAGUGCAGUUAGGAAGAAUGGAAGAACUCGCAGAGACCAGGCCUGUAUUUCAAUUCGCCUCAUUUGCUCUUCUUUUCACCAGUCAUAAGGGCUUCAUUAGGCACAUGCUUUCUGUUUGAAUGGUCAGCGUAGGUAGAUGAGCUUGUAAUGGUUUCAGUCUUACAGAGCUUCAGUUUAGGUUUAGGUGGUGUCUUUUUAACGUUCACGUCGUUAAGAGACGAAUUGGAAUACGGCCCACCUGGGCUCCGACAUCACCAGUCUGAAUCCUCCAUACUUCUGUCCUGCGGGUAAAAGGAGGCCACCACCAUACUGAUCAUGUCCUAAUGCUCGACUUCUCGAUCUGGCUAAUGAUCAGUCAGUGAAUAGUAAUGCGAUGAAAAUCAUCUAUUUGCCAUUCAGUGUUAGUCUUGUCUGUCAUUUGGAGCACAUACAGUUGCAUGCAAAAGUUUGAACACCUCUGGUCAAAUUACAUGUUUUUUUCAUUUUAUUUUAUUUCCUAAGUGAAAAUAAGUUCCUCUAUAGUAUUCAUGUCAAACCGGGGGAACGUCUAGGCCUAAGAGCUGUGAAGAUUAGUGUUAACCCUCCACUAUCGCUCUGAAUUCAGUUCAUGAAGGCUAAUUAGCUGAUGAGCUGAAUCAGGUGCUGAAGUCUGCAGUGCUUUGGCCCGCAAGGACUGGAACCUGACACACGUGCUCUACAGAGAACAUGCAUGUGGCAUGUUUCAGUGUAUGUUAACAUACUGGGGUAAAAACAAAACAUACAAUGUAACUUUUGCAUGGACACAUUUUAUGUGUUCCAGUAUGUUAAAGUCAGCGAAUACAGUAAUUGUGCAUCAAAAUAUGCAGAAGUGUGUGUGUUCUCUGUAAAGGACGUGAGCUUAUUCUCACUUGUACAUGUAAUUGUGCACUCAAACUUUUGUAAACAACUGUUUAUUUAUACACAAGUUUAGUUGUGAAUGUCAGUUUUCACAUAUCCAUACAUCAUUAUGUUGAUAUAAUGAAAUAUGUAAAAAACGGCAUAAGUAGUGUAGAUUAGGGCCCUUAUCUUGUUUUUCCCUCUGUUUGUUGUGCCUUGAUGCACUUUUGCGUUGGAAAAGCCACUAAGCUAUCAGUACUGAGUAAAUCCACCACUCUUGUGAAGGUACCACUGAGCCUUUUGUUGGGCCUUAGAGAGAUUUAUUUAAAAGCCUCCACUUGGCCUCUAGGGCUACAGCAUCAUUUUUGAGCCUUUGGACUGACUAAAGUUAGAUUAGCUGACAGAAAGACGCGACUGACCGAUAGGAUGGAUUAAGGUUUUGAGUUCGAAUAUUUUUGCCAUAGCCUCCAGCCUGUUGUUCUGGGGACCUUGGGUGAAUGCAGGCAUUGCAUUACCCCUCCAGUAAAUUCCACAAGAUCUUUACAAAUGAUUAUAGCUUAUGUGAGGAACGUAAAAGUCUUUCUUUAUGAUCAAGGUCGCCGUCUGGUGUCCACUUCUAUAGACUCACCACAGAGGCAAUCAAUAUUGUACUGCGCACUGGUGAAAGUGAUCUAAUCCACUGUGGAGUCUUCUCUUUAACUCUCUUCACAAUGCUGUGACUGUUUAAGAUUUUCGGACUUUUUUUGAGUUAUAAUGACCUUGAGAGUGGCUGAAGCGUCCGCUCUUCAUUGCCAGCAUCCAUCACAGCUUCUGUAAUGAGUUUUUCAGGUUCAUAAUGCUCUUUGUUUGUGUGUAUGUGUGCGCGUGUGCACUGUAUGUAUUGUCUGCUUACAAUGCAGCACAGUUUGCUGUAAUAAGUUGGAAAAAAAAUGAAGAAAAAAAUCCUGGUUGUAUCGUAAUUGUCAGUAAGACGGAGUAACGUGUCCCGUUUUGCAGGUGCGAGAAGAAUGUUUCACACGUGUUUGUCUGCCUUUGUGCUUCAUAACAGUCACACUGUACCUUCCAUCUCACCCUUUUUCUCUGUAAUUGCUCCCCCUUUCUCCCUCCUUUUCAUCGUUCUGCUUCCUCGCCCGGCCUAUCUUUCCCUUCCCUCCUUUGUCUUCCAUCACACCCUCCACUUAAAGAACACAGAAGUGUGUGAUUUGAGGAGUUUUAGCAGUGUCCUGCAUGGGUGGGCCGUGGAACGUACGCACUUGAGGGACAACGUGGACAUAACCCGCUCUUCAUUUACGCAGCACGACGUCUCACAAGUGAUGUAAUACAUCGUCCCCUCAAUGGCGUACGUUCUGAGGUUAACAUUGUGCAUGUUUAUCACUGAUGCUAAUGCUACGUGCUGUCAUACAGAGUUCUCAGCUGUUUUUUCCUGCUCCACAGUCCGGCUCAUUCUUUGGGAACAUUAGCAUCAUGUCACCAUCAGUUCCACCACCUAAGAGAAUGUUUGGUGUAGGGGCUGCCACAGCUGACACAUAAUCCACUGCGGUGUACAUUAUCACUGGGACAUGAGCAUGAAUACGUACCAUAUCCUAACAGCCACAGUGCACUUAUACUGUUAAUGUACUAUUAUAACCUGCUGUCCUUUCGCACCACACAUUACUCAACGCAAGUCUAUGGAAGUCGAUUCCCGCCAGGUGGAGGAGAAAAAAAUUGCCUGUGUUCUUUAGCAGCAGGAAGGAAAAAAUGUGAGGUAGAAUUUCAAAAUAAUGACUUUUUUGAAUAUUGACAAAUAAUGACUUGGGCCCUCAAAUUAAUGACUCAUUUUCUUGAUAUUUAGACUUUUCGUGCUGAACUUAUUUGAUUUACAAUGUCAAAAUUCUGACUUCUGUACUUUCUAUGUCACAAUAAUGGCCUGUGAUCUCAAAUGUUUGACUUGAGGCACCAAAAGUUUCAGUUUCUCAAAAGUUUGACACGGCUUCUCGAAGUAAUGAGCUGUAAUACGUCACAAUCUCGAGAUGUUAAGAUUAAGAAAGCAGACCCUUCUUCCGAGACACUGUUAAAGUAUUUCAGUAUUUUGAGGACAUAAUCAUCUUCAAGAUCGAAAUAAAACAAUUCAAAGCGUUGACAAAAUAAGUUUUAUGAAAAUAAGUCAUUAUUUUGAGAUACUCACUUUGAGUCAUAUGUUCACAUACUGCUAGAAACACUGAAGGAGGGGAAGAACAGAUGAUGCUGAUGAUUUUUUUCUCUCCUCUGCCUUGGGGGGCAGAAAUGGGCUUCCAUACAUGCCAGUCACCUUUCAAAAAAAAAAAAAAAAGCCCCCCCCCCCUAAA
This is a messenger RNA of Pygocentrus nattereri (red-bellied piranha), 7649 nucleotides long. RefSeq names its product calcium channel, voltage-dependent, alpha 2/delta subunit 2a (gene cacna2d2a). The record is from RefSeq and is a predicted model, not a curated record. Bases 341 to 3679 code for a protein of 1112 amino acids. NCBI's taxonomy places the organism in Eukaryota, Metazoa, Chordata, Actinopteri, Characiformes, Serrasalmidae. The transcript is spliced from 39 exons. Gene Ontology annotation, cellular component: voltage-gated calcium channel complex. Gene Ontology annotation, molecular function: voltage-gated calcium channel activity.